CUCUUUCCAUCGAGCCCUCUUUCUCGCUUCGGAGCUCUGCGCACUUCCUGUCCGACUGUUCGAUACGGAGCAGUGAGUUUCAAAAUGAGCUUCCGGUUUCACCAGUACCAGGUGGUGGGUCGUGCUUUGCCGACCCCUACCAAUGAGUCGCCCAAGAUUUACCGAAUGAAGCUCUGGGCCACUAACGAAGUCCGGGCCAAAUCCAAGUUCUGGUACUUCCUCAGGAAGUUGAAGAAGGUGAAGAAGUCUCACGGUCAGAUGCUCGCCAUCAACGAGAUCUUCGAGAAGAAGCCCACCACCAUCAAGAACUUCGGUAUCUGGGUUAGGUAUCAAAGUCGCACAGGUUAUCACAACAUGUACAAGGAGUACCGUGAUAUUACAUUGAACGGAGCUGUGGAGCAGAUGUACGAUGAGAUGGCUUCUCGACACAGGGUCCGCUUCCCCUGCAUCCAGAUCAUCAAGACUGCCACCGUCCCUGUUGCUCUGUGCAAGCGUGAGAACACCAAGCAAUUCCACGACUCGAAGAUUAAGUUCCCCCUGACUUACCGCAAAAUCCGACCUCCUUCCAGGAAGUUGAAGACCACCUACAAGGCUUCCAGGCCCAACACUUUCGUCUGAGUGAUAGUUUAGUUGAUGCACCAUGACAAUGUGUACCUUUCCAGGUGAGCCAGAUUUUGAUCCAGCAAAGCGGAUGAUAUGUCUAUAUGACCGGUGGUUAAGGGAUGUGUCGAAAUCCUUUAGACAUUGUUUACUCGACAGAUUGAGAAGAGAAUUUGCUGUGAUCAUAGAUUUUGCGAAUAUCACGUCCGUGUAGUCGUCACAAUUUCUCUUACCUUCGAAACUUCUAUGUAUGUAUUUACUGGAUGCUAACGGAAGCGCAGGAAGAUGGUUGUCCUCGGCUCUUUACCGUUUUACUGUGGGGAGAUGACAGCUUACCGGAGAUUCAUGAAUAGUUUGUCGCCACCAUCUACGUUGGUGGCCUAAUGAGUUCAGCGCUGAGAUUAUUCUACCCGAUGUGCUUUUCCUUAAUUGAACGCAAUGGAAAUAGUUUAGUAAAACUUUGUACUAU
Marchantia polymorpha subsp. ruderalis is the source of this 1069-nucleotide messenger RNA. Lineage: Eukaryota; Viridiplantae; Streptophyta; Marchantiopsida; Marchantiales; Marchantiaceae. The record is from the annotation of a GenBank genome assembly.